Entrophospora sp. SA101 is the source of this 1221-nucleotide messenger RNA. The record is from the annotation of a GenBank genome assembly. NCBI's taxonomy places the organism in Eukaryota, Fungi, Glomeromycota, Glomeromycetes, Entrophosporales, Entrophosporaceae.
AUGACAAAAAGUAAAAUGAAAUUAAAAACUGGCGAUAAAGUAAAGGUUAUUACCGGCCAGCACCGGGGAAUAAUUGAUUAUAUUUCUCGUCUAGACACAAAAGAACAAACAGUUUAUUUAAAAAAAAAGAUAAAAAGAAAAUUACCAAAAUUGGUUUUCAGGAAAAAGAAGGCAAAAAGUAAUCCAAUAGCAGAAAAAAAAACUAGUUGCCAAAGUUGCGAGGAAAGAAAAGAACAAAAUAUUUGUUCGGCUUGUCGACAACCAGAGCCAGAGGAGUCUGAAGUAUUGAAUUUUCACCUCUCAUUUGUGAGAAAAAAAUAUCUAUACGAGGCAGCUACCAUAAUGAGGGAUAAAUUGCCAGUUCAAAUUCAAACUGAAUUCGACCAAUUAUUACCCCAGUUAAAAUUAAGUGCUAGUGAGCAAGAAUUAAUUACCAAAGUGGAAAAAUUUCUUUCGGACUUUUUGGCGGAAAAAGAAUUUAAUAACAAAGCAGAGGAAAUUUUUGAGAAAAAUCCGCAAAAUAAAGCUCUAAUAGAAAAGAAAGAAGUCGAAGAAAAAAUUUAUAAGCAAAUCGCGACUAAUCCUGACCCUAAUCAGAAACCAAAUCAGAAAGACCAAAAUCAACCGAACCAAGAUAAUAAUAAUUCGGCGAAAAUUACCCAAUUACAACAGGAAGUCAAUAGUUUAAAACAAGAAAUCCGCGACUUAAAAAAACCUGGCAACCCUUCUCCUGCUAAUUCUGAUACUUUGCGAGAUAAAGAAAGAAAAUUGCAAGAAAAGGAAAAAGAGUUGAAAAAAUUAUCAGAAAAAUUCCAACAUUCUUCACCAAUGCAAACUACUGACAUUGAAAAAAUAGUUCUCAAUAGUGGGGUUAGUCAAGCGGUUAACAACAAACAGUCCUUAGAAAAUACUGAAAAGGCUCUGGUACAAAUUGCUCACGGGCAAAAACCAUUACUCACUUCUGCCCGCAAAUCCAUUACUGGUUUCAAAUUGCGGGAGGGAAUGCUGAUUGGUUGCUUUUCCAAGAAAAAAUUCGACCAAAAAGGAAAUUAUAAUUUGGGAGUAAACGACUUAAACAUUUUUUCAACGGUUCCUUAUGAUUUAACUUUCAAAAAUCAAGGAGUCCAAAUUACAAUUGUUUUCAAAUCUUCUUCGGCUGAGGAAAAUGGCUAUUUUCUAAACUUGCUAGGCUUUCCUUUUAAGGAGAAAGAAAAAAAAUAA